Pteropus alecto (black flying fox) is the source of this 1671-nucleotide messenger RNA. RefSeq names its product phosphotriesterase related (gene PTER). Gene Ontology annotation, biological process: catabolic process. Lineage: Eukaryota; Metazoa; Chordata; Mammalia; Chiroptera; Pteropodidae. Gene Ontology annotation, molecular function: zinc ion binding; hydrolase activity, acting on ester bonds. Bases 18 to 1067 code for a protein of 349 amino acids. The record is from RefSeq and is a predicted model, not a curated record. The transcript is spliced from 4 exons.
UUCUGGUGCCAUCAGAAAUGUCUCCCUUAAGUGGCAAAGUCCAGACUGUCUUGGGGCUGGUGGAGCCGAACAAACUGGGCCGCACCCUGACCCACGAACAUCUGACAAUGACCUUUAACUGCUCUUACCACCCACCGCCUCCAUCUCAUGAAGCUCUCUCUCGGGAGCCUAUUAUGAUGAAAAAUUUGUUUUGGAUUCAGAAAAACCCUUACUCCCAUAAAGAGAAUCUUCAGCUGAAUCAGGAGACGGAAGCCAUCAAGGAAGAACUGUUGUAUUUUAAAGCCAAAGGUGGAGGGGCCUUGGUGGAGAACACGACCACUGGGAUCAGCCGCGACGUGCAGACUUUGAAGCGGCUGGCGGAAGAGACGGGCAUUCACAUCAUAUCUGGAGCUGGGUUUUACGUGGAUGCAACUCACUCUUCUGAGACCAGAGCCAUGUCGGUGGAGCAGCUGACUGACGUCCUCGUUAAUGAAAUUCUCCAUGGAGCUGAUGGGACCAGUAUCAAGUGUGGCGUUAUUGGAGAAAUCGGUUGCUCCUGGCCUCUGACUGACAGUGAAAGGAAGGUUCUCCAGGCGACGGCUCAUGCCCAGGCCCAGCUCGGCUGUCCUGUUAUCAUUCACCCUGGAAGGAAUGCAGCCGCACCCGUUCAGAUCAUCCGAGUACUGCAAGAAGCAGGUGCAGACAUCUCCAAAACAGUUAUGUCGCACAUCGAUAGGACUAUACAUGAUAAGAAGGAACUACUGGAGUUUGCUCAACUUGGCUGUUACUUGGAAUAUGAUCUCUUUGGUACCGAACUCCUUCAUUACCAAUUCAACCCAGAUAUUGACAUGCCUGAUGAUAAUAAAAGAAUUAGAAGGGUGCGUCUUCUGGUGGAUGAGGGCUAUGAAGAUCGAAUUCUGAUGGCACACGACAUACACACGAAGCACCGGCUGAUGAAAUACGGAGGUCACGGCUAUUCUCACAUACUCACCAACGUUGUCCCUAAAAUGUUGCUCAGAGGUAUAACUGAGAAUGCGCUUGAUAAGAUACUGAUAGAGAACCCUAAGCAAUGGCUGACUUUCAAAUAGGAUGGUUAGGAAUUCACACCUUGAGCAUAAAGCUUACAGAGAUCAUCCGGUGGUUUCGAACCCAGUGAGUUAUCAAUCAGACCUACAUAGGGCUAAUGACAGAUCAUUUGCAUUUUAUGGGAAUUAGAAGAGUUUUCCCUUCUCAGAAACUGGCUAUUACAUCUGAACCUGCAAGGGGCCUCACUCAGCCCACUGCCUUAACAAAAUAAAUACACAAAAUACCUAUUUCCAAACCAUGAUUUACAGUCUAUAUCCUCUUGGUAGAGUUUUGUUUUGUUUUGUUUUCUUAAUCUAUCAGCUGUACUACUUGUGAAAAUUUAAAGUGUUUCUAGUUAAAUUACCCCCUUCUGGAGCAAUCUAAUGUUUCUUGUAGUAUUGAUGAUCCUACUAAUUAUCCUGCUGUUCUUUAAUUAAUGCUUAAUGAAUAAUAUGGCACUUUAAAAUAAAACAGCUUCUGCAGCAAGGGAAGUUAAAUUCUGAGAUUUCUUUUCAACGAAUACUGUUAAGACAAAUACCAAUUCAACAAUGGUAAAACUAUUGUGGAAAGAUAAUUAUAUGCUGUCCACCUGUCUGUACAUAAUUAUAAUAAAUCCUCAGUGUUGCC